AUGAUCAGUCUGGUAGCUGCAGUGUGUCUGGCGGCGCUGGUCCGGGCAGACCAUUACGACUUUGGAUUCGGGCUCCACGAUUUAGGAGGACAUGAGCAACACCAUCAUGAACAUGUCAAGACCAUCACGCUGACCAAGAAGGUGCCGGUGCCGUACCCCGUCACAGUGGAGAAGAAGGUGCCUUACCCCGUGGAAGUGCCAGUCGACAAGCCGUACCCCGUCCAUGUACCCAAACCGUACCCGGUCUAUGUCGAGAAGAAAGUGCCUUACACGGUGAAAGAAUACGUCCCACAGCCUUACACGGUGUACAAGAAGGAGCCGUUCACGGUCAAGGUGCCUGUCGACAAACCGUAUCCUGUCCACGUCCCCAAGCCUUAUCCCGUGGUGGUGGAGAAGAAAGUACCUUACACAGUGGAGAAGCACGUGCCAUACCCUGUCAAAGUGCCUGUGGACAAACCUUACCCCGUCCACAAGCCGGUACCUUACCAUGUCAAGGUGCCUGUCCACGUUCCUGUGCCGUACCCUGUCCACGUGGAGAAGAAAGUGCUAUACCCUGUCAAGGUUCACGUCGAGCGGCCGGUCCCCGUCCACGUGCCGAAGCCUUACCCAGUGCACGUGACGAAGACAGUGCCCUACCCGGUGAAGAAGUACAUUCCUGCACCUUAUCCGGUAGAGAAGAAGAUACCAUACCCUGUGAAGGUCCAUGUGCCCAGGCCAGUUCCAUACCACGUACCCAAACCUUACCCUGUCUAUGUCGAGAAGAAGGUCCCAUAUCCUGUAGAGAAGCACAUCCCUUACCCAGUCAAGGUGCAUGUCCCUCGACCUGUCCCCUAUCACGUACCUGUGGUGAAGCACGUGCCUUACCCUGUGGAGAAGAAAGUCCCCUACCCUGUGAAGGUACCAGUUGAGAAGCCAGUGCCAUACAAAGUGGAGAAGCCUUACCCAGUUGUAGUGGAGAAGAAGGUUCCAUACCCAGUGGAGAAGGAGGUGCCAUACCCUGUGAAGGUGCCAGUGCACAUUCCAGUUCCUGUCCACGAAGACAAACAUGAGAGCUACAGUCAUCACUACGGAGGAGAAGAAGAAAGCCACAGUGGACUCGGGGACUUCAACAGCUCUGGUCAUGAGUAG
Molecule: messenger RNA, 1128 nt
Organism: Homalodisca vitripennis (glassy-winged sharpshooter)
Lineage: Eukaryota; Metazoa; Arthropoda; Insecta; Hemiptera; Cicadellidae
Product: proline-rich protein 4-like
Exons: 3
Coding region: 1-1128 (375 amino acids)
Source: RefSeq, a predicted model, not a curated record